CUCUGAAAGAGGAGCGACCAAUGACUGUAUAUGAAGGGAGCGACAGAGAGAGGAAAAUUGGAGCAACGACAAAAGUGAAAGAGAGAGCGAGAGCGAGAGAGAGAGACAGACUAGUGAUCCCCUGUCCGAAUCCCAUUUCCAAUAUAUAGUUUUACCUACCUGAUCGAGUCGCGUGUGUACGGGCACCAUGCGCGCUUUUCAAGGGCGAUAAAACUAUAUAUCAUUUUCACCUCUUUUGGUAUGUGAAGAAUGUACAGUAUUCGGAUGUUCUUUAGAAUAACAGUAUUUACAGUAAAUAGCUUGUUUUGUUUUUCAACUCAACAAGCUACACAGAGUAGUCAGCUGUAGUUUUUGCAGCGGGUUGUAGGCGAAGUGCGUUCUGGACUGUUGAAUACCGUGGAUCAGCGGGCGGGCACGCAACUCGGGUUGUUUAUAACGUUUGACAUUCCCACCGUAGGCUCCGAGGAAAGUAGUAUAGGUAGGAAACGGGGAAACCCGGGCAAGGCGGGGCCGAACCGGAGACAGCCAAAGGGAUUAUUGAAGAACUCACGUUGCCUUGAAGCUUCGCCCUGUAGCCGAUCCACUCGCAGAGUCGCAUCGUUUUGGGGUAACAAUAAUUUUCCACCCAUUGGAAUUUGGGGAAUCUUUAUUCCCAACUACUUGGUGAUUAGUCUACGCUUCAAGUAGCCUAGGCUACGGCGAACAUAACUAGUUUGUAUUUACACCUAUUUAACGUCGGUUGUGGUUAUUUGCUUUGGAAUAUACGUUCCAGGACGGAUUUGGGGGGAAUUAUUUCCCCAGACCCGUUGGACCAUGGCGGACGACGAUGUGCUGUUUGAAGAUGUCUACGAGCUGUGUGAGGUCAUUGGAAAGGGUCCAUUCAGUGUGGUACGAAGAUGUAUCAACAGAGACGCAGGACAGCAGUUUGCUGUGAAGAUCGUAGACGUGGCCCAGUUUACCUCCAGCCCUGGUCUCAGCACAGAGGAUCUGAAGAGAGAGGCCAGUAUCUGCCACAUGCUGAAGCACCCUCACAUCGUAGAGCUAGUGGAGACAUACAGCUCAGAUGGCAUGCUCUACAUGGUCUUCGAGUUUAUGGAUGGUGCAGACUUGUGUUUUGAGAUUGUGAAGAGGGCAGACGCUGGCUUCGUCUACAGUGAGGCGGUGGCCAGUCACUACAUGAGACAGAUCUUAGAGGCACUGCGAUAUUGUCAUGACAACAACGUCAUCCAUCGAGACGUGAAGCCCCAUUGUGUCCUCCUGGCGUCUAAAGAGAACAGUGCUCCAGUGAAGCUGGGAGGGUUUGGCGUGGCCAUCCAACUGGGAGAGUCAGGACUGGUGGCUGGAGGUCGUGUAGGCACGCCCCAUUUCAUGGCCCCAGAGGUGGUGAAGAGGGAACCGUAUGGGAAGCCUGUAGAUGUGUGGGGCUGUGGAGUCAUCCUGUUCAUCCUGCUAUCUGGCUGCCUGCCAUUCUACGGUACUAAGGAACGCCUGUUCGAAGCCAUCUGCAGGGGAAAAUACAAGGUACUGAACCCCAGGCAUUGGGGACAUAUCUCAGAGAGUGCUAAGGACCUGGUGAGACGCAUGCUCAUGCUAGAUCCUGCAGAGAGAAUCACUGUCUACGAGGCACUCAACCACCCCUGGCUCAAGGAGAGAGACCGUUAUGCCUAUAAGAUCCACCUGCUAGAGACGGUGGAACAGCUGAGGAAGUUCAACGCCAGGAGAAAGCUCAAGGGAGCCGUACUGGCAGCAGUCUCCAGUCACAAGUUUAACUCCUUUUAUGGAGACCCACCAGAGGAGAUGCCUGACUUCCCUGAAGACCCCACAUCCUCAGGACUACUAGUAGCAGAACGGGCUGUGUCUCAGGUGCUGGACAGCCUGGAGGAGAUCCAUGCGUUGACAGACUGCAGUGAGAAAGAUAUAGACUUCCUACACAGUGUCUUUCAAGAUGAGCAUCUACACACACUACUAGACCUUUACGACAAAAUCAACACAAAGUCAUCUCCCCAGAUCAGAAACCCCCCCAGCAAUACUGUACAGAGGGCCAAGGAGGUACUGGAAGAGAUCUCUUGUUACCCAGACAACCACGACGCCAAGGAGCUCAGACGGAUACUGACCCAGCCGCACUUUAUGGCCUUGCUCCAGACCCAUGACGUGGUGGCCCAUGAGGUGUACAGUGAUGAGGCUUUGAGGGUGACCCCCCCGCCCACCUCACCCUACCUGAACGGAGAAUCUCCCGAGAACACCAACGGAGACAUGGACCUGGAGAACGUGACAAGAGUACGCCUGGUUCAGUUCCAGAAGAACACUGACGAACCUAUGGGAAUCACGCUGAAGAUGAACAAUCUGAACCACUGUAUCGUAGCCAGGAUAAUGCAUGGAGGAAUGAUCCACAGACAAGGAACGCUGCAUGUAGGAGAUGAGAUCAGAGAGAUCAACAGCAUCAGUGUAGCCAACCAGACAGUAGAGCAACUACAGAGGAUGCUGAAAGAGAUGCGAGGCAGCAUCACCUUUAAGAUAGUGCCAAGCUACCGGACACAAGGACCUUCCUGUGAGAGAGAGUCCCCCUCCAACUCCAGGCAAUCCCCUGCCAAUGGCACUGGCCACUCCAGUGUUAACAGUUUUAUCUUGGAUCUGCCGUCUACCGUCCAACCCAAGAGUCGACAGAUGGUCGUACCCAGACCUCCAAUCAAGGAUAAAAUGUCUGUCAAGAUCUAUGUGAGGGCCCAGUUUGAGUAUGACCCCUCCAGAGAUGACCUCAUACCCUGCAAGGAGGCUGGGAUUGCCUUCCGGGUUGGUGACAUCGUCCAGAUCAUCAGUAAAGAUGACCACAACUGGUGGCAGGGCAAGCUGGAGAACACUAAGAACGCCACCGCAGGGCUCAUACCCUCACCAGAACUUCAGGAGUGGCGUGUGGCGUGUAUAGCCAUGGAGAAGACCAAGCAGGAGCAGCAGGCCAGCUGUACCUGGUUUGGCAAGAAAAAGAAACAGUACAAAGACAAGUACCUGGCCAAGCACAACGCAGUAUUCGACCAAUUAGAUCUUGUCACGUAUGAAGAGGUAGUGAAACUGCCUGCAUUCAAGAGGAAAACACUAGUCUUGUUAGGGGCCCAUGGAGUGGGCAGAAGACACAUCAAGAACACACUAAUCACAAAACACCCCGACAGAUUUGCCUACCCAAUCCCACACACAACCAGACUUCCUAAGAAGGACGAGGAAAAUGGGAAGAACUACUACUUUGUGUCACAUGACCAGAUGAUGCAGGACAUCAGUAACAAUGACUACCUGGAGUACGGUAGUCACGAGGACGCCAUGUACGGCACGCGGCUAGAGACCCUCCGCCAGAUCCACGAGCAGGGACUCAUCUCCAUACUGGACGUAGAGCCACAGGCCCUGAAGGUCCUGCGGACAGCGGAGUUCGCUCCUUACGUUGUUUUCAUUGCUGCACCAACCAUUACCCCUGGCAUCAAUGAGGACGAAUCAUUGCAGCAUCUUCAGAAGGAGUCAGAAAUUCUCCAGAAGACCUAUGCCCAUUACUUUGACCAGACCAUAAUCAACAACGAGAUAGAUGAGACCAUCAGACACCUAGAGGAGGCUAUAGACCUGGUCUGUACCAACGCACAGUGGAUCCCUGUGUCCUGGGUCUACUGAGGAAAAAACACAAAGCCCUCCUCUCCUCUCCUCUCCUCUGCCUUCUCCUCCUCUCCUCCUCUCCUCUCGUCCUCUCCUCUCCUCUGCUUUCUCCCCCUCCCCUCCCCUCCCCUCCCCUCUCUGUCCUACUGGACCUUUAUGGACAACACCUCUCCCCUCCCCAAUGACUUCUCUUUAGCUCCCCCUCCCCUUCUCCCCCUCCUCAGCGAUGCAUCUCUGCGAAAACUCCAUAGAGAUAGAGGACUCCUCUUUGUAGCUGUGCCAUUAUCGCAUCUGUGACAGCAUGGGCAGCACCAUUGAAGAAACAACCCAUAGGAAUCUCCACCCAGCUGACUACUUUGACUACUUUAAAAUGACCGAAGCAUGGUGGAAGCCCUUAGCUGCCCAUGCUAAUAGGACCUUUUGGUCACUUGAGGCCUCUAUUAUUCUCUAUGAAAAACUCACAUCAUUCCUUCAGGAAAAGAAAAGCACCUCAACCAAUCAGAAACCUCUGUGUACUGCACAUGACCUUCAGCCGUCAAUUGAAAUCCUCCAUCUACUGCAUUAUGACCUGCAGCAGCCGAUGAGAUUCUGCCCUUACAGACUACCUAGCCGUAGUGUUGUAUAAACAAAUAGAUAUAGUCAUGUCUGUAUUAGCUAGGAGGCAACAUUUUUGUAGAAGUUUGUUUUAAAGAGACAGUACUAUAUCUCCUCCCCUCGUAGUGCACUGCAGCCUUCUGCAUCCUGUUACCGGCUGUGGCCCCAUUACCCCAUCCUUCAUGGAUGUUGAGGUUUUUUUCUCGAUUACACCCACAGUGUCAUUGCAUUUCCGUACACCAGAAGUACAUUCAUUUCCAAUGGUACGCUGCGUUUGCCUUGCAGCAUUGUUUUUCAGAGGCAGUUGUAAUGUGUUCUGUGUGGUAAAAUACAUUGGAUAUAUUGAACAUGUGCAUGCUAGACGGUUUGACAGAAAUGGUAGCAGAAGGUGAAUGUUGAACUUUUUGUUGCACACAUAUCCAGAUGACGCUGUGUAUCAUUUUGCGCAGUGAUGCUGUCGGUGUGAUCGAUGUGUCAGCUGUCUCUGUGUUACAGCUCUUUUCCUGCAUAUUCUCUUUCUCUCUCGCUGGACAGACUGAAGAAAACCACACAAACACUCCAGCCUCCAUUUAUCUGGCUCUCAAACACCUCUGUAUUGAUCCUUUACUCCUCUCCUUUAUUAGUAGUGCUGAGAGAUUCAUUUCGGGUGAUUUUCGACAUUUUUCAACAAGAUGUAGGUUCAAUAACUUGAAUUCCAUUUAGUUCAUUUUUUUGUGUGAGCCCAAAUGCACUGUUUCUCUAGAGAGAAAUCAAAUAAUUCACAAAAUAAAUCAACUCAAGAACUAUGUGGGCCACUUGGCUGAAGGGAGUUGUAGCUUUCAUUAAGCAAAUAUUAUUUGAACAACUAGUAAAAGGAUUUUGUCAGACAGCUGUACAGCUAGCCUAGCUAAAUAGGAUGACUAAAGACAGAACAAUAUGGGGAGAACAGAGAAAACAUUAUCUGGCUGACUGCUACUGCCUGAACAGCGAUAAGAUGACUUUGAGGAAUGAAAAGUAACAACGUCAUCAAAUAAAAACCAAGUAAUAUACACAACUGAAAUAUUGUAUUACUUCAGAGUAAUUUCCUAUGUUUCUAUCGAUGUCUACUCAAUGUGGACCUGACCGAGACAGUGGAAUAUUUGGAAUGUUUUCGCAAUAAGAAUGUUCACAAUUUUUGGCUUUGGAAUUUCCAUUAAAAUAAAGAAAGAAAAGGUCAUUAUUUCAGAAUGCAUUUCAAAUCAAAUAAUAAUCAAUCAAACCAAAACCGACCUAGAAAAGCACUAAUCCCUCAGCUCUAUGUAUUAGCCUUUAUUGUGAACUUUCUCUAAGCUCACUCUAUCAUUAUUCACGUAAUGUAGUUAAGUUUCAUCUUGCUUCAUUUUGACUGUACAUGUUAUCACCCUAGCCACCCCCACCCCUCUCCCCUGCAGACACACACUCACACCUCCACAAGAUACUGUCUCUUCUAAACAAAUCCAGAAAUGUUUUAGAGAUUUGAAUGAGGUCUCGUGCAUGUUGGACAUUCGCAAGCUUACACGCCAUCUAUCCGUCAAGGUCAGUCCAUCAGUGUUCCCAGUGUCCUGCUGUAAAAAAAAGCACUCUCUACUGAAAACCAACAUUCCACCAACAUUCCACGCGUCUGGAAGACUCCACUUGACCAAUGGAAGCAAGGGGAGCAGGAAAUAACCAUCAAAAAUAACCUUGAAGCCUAUGCACAUCCCUUGGCAUUUCAAACAACAUUUCUAAAACAACAGAUUUUUCCAAAUCGACCAUGGUAGCGAGAUCGAUGUGUUUGUUAAAAUAAAAUUGUCCUGAUUUGUUGUAUAAGAAAAUUAAGAGGAGGGGGUCAAAUUACAACUGAUUCCUGUUUUGCCAUUUCAGAAAUGUGUUGUCUGAGAGUACUAAUGUUUUAAUUCAGUUUAAUCAACGAUAGAUUAACCCUGAUUUGUAUUCUGGAUCAAAAAGGAUGUGUACACACUGCAUUUUGCAAGGUGAAGGCUUUGCAAAGGAACAGUAGGCAGUUUGUGUAUAUGAAUAACUCUGUAUAUGAAAUAUGACUGAUGAUUAUAUAUGUAUGACUGCCCCAGUGUAAAAUAAUCUACAAUGAUAAAGUUCUUCAAUAUGAUUUAAAAAUAUAUAUAUUUCCUUUUGUGUUGAAAAUGUAACCUG
Oncorhynchus tshawytscha (Chinook salmon) is the source of this 6372-nucleotide messenger RNA. RefSeq names its product peripheral plasma membrane protein CASK-like. Gene Ontology annotation, cellular component: cell-cell junction; plasma membrane; basolateral plasma membrane. Bases 814 to 3648 code for a protein of 944 amino acids. Gene Ontology annotation, molecular function: ATP binding; protein kinase activity; signaling receptor binding. The record is from RefSeq and is a predicted model, not a curated record. Lineage: Eukaryota; Metazoa; Chordata; Actinopteri; Salmoniformes; Salmonidae. Gene Ontology annotation, biological process: protein phosphorylation; regulation of neurotransmitter secretion. The transcript is spliced from 28 exons.